GAAACUCUUCGACGUCAAGUUCAAGCUCAAGUACAAGUGUAAACAAACCGCCGCCAGAACCCCGCCAGGCCGCCCGAGGGAUAGAAGAGCCUCUUAAAAGACUCCAAAGGAAGAAGAAGAACCGAACACGCCCAGCACCGGUUUACAGGCACCAUGUCGAAGAAGAAGUAUAAUGAUCUCAUGAAGCUGGAUAUCUAUGAGAUGCUCGAGGUGCCGCUGGAGUCGAGCGAGUCAGAGAUAAAAAAGGCCUACAGGAAAAAGGCGCUAAAAUGCCAUCCAGACAAAAACCCAGACAAUCCCGAUGCGGCAGUAGAGUUUGACCAGCUGAAGAAGAUUCUAGAGGUCCUCUUAGAUACAGGAACAAGGAGAGCUUACGACAAACUUCUUAAGGGUCGCAAGGCAGCAAAACUCCGAGCCCGGGAAGCCGAUGCCAAGACUCAGAAGCUGCGGUCAGAGCUUGAGGAGCGGGAACGGCGAGCACAGGAACAACCCAAACUGUCGGAGGAGGAAAGAUUCCGUCGUGAGCUGAAACGCCUUGAGGAAGAAGGUCGUAAGCUGAUUGAGGAGGAGCUAGAGAGAGUUAACAAGGCGGUGGAGGAGGAGCUGAACAGGAGGGAUGGAACACAGGGAGGCCAGGCUGAGGAGUCCAAGAGCAGUGCACCCCAGGGCCACAAGGUCAAGGUGAAGUGGACCAUCUCGGAGGACCUGCCAGGCUACACGGAGGAGGAACUCCACCGCCUCUUCUACAAGUGGGGCGACAUCAAUGCUCUGGUGAUGAACCAGAAGAAAAAGAAAGGCACAGCUCUCAUAGAUUACAAGACCAGACAGGGAGCAGACAUGGCAGUGCAGUUUGAGAAAGGUGUCUUAGGCAAUCCCUUAGAGGUAACACGUGUGACUUCAGAGCCCACCAAGUCACACAAGAAGGAGAAGCCAAAGGAGACACCAGUAGAUCUAAAGCCAAACUAUGACUUUGAGUCAAUAUCAGCCAUGCAGCAGCGGAGGCAGGAGGAACGCAGGAAGCUUAUUGAGGAGAUCAUGCAAAAGGAAGAUAAUGCUGGUAGCUGAUGAUGCACUAAGUGAAUUUUGGAUUUGUGUAUGUGAAUGCUGUGCCCAAGCUGAGGUAGGCAAGGGCUGUAAACUUGUAGCAGUAGCAGUAAUAAAAUAUCUUUUGUCA
Eriocheir sinensis (Chinese mitten crab) is the source of this 1174-nucleotide messenger RNA. Its product is annotated as dnaJ homolog subfamily C member 17-like. Gene Ontology annotation, molecular function: RNA binding. The transcript has 7 exons. Bases 154 to 1065 code for a protein of 303 amino acids. Gene Ontology annotation, cellular component: spliceosomal complex. The record is from RefSeq and is a predicted model, not a curated record. NCBI's taxonomy places the organism in Eukaryota, Metazoa, Arthropoda, Malacostraca, Decapoda, Varunidae. Gene Ontology annotation, biological process: spliceosomal complex disassembly.